AUGGCAAAAACAUACACACAAGCUGAAUUUGACAGUCUGAUGGAGAAGGUGGAGAAGGUGGUACCAUCAACUGAAUACUUACAUACGGUUAACGAUGGUGGGAGGAAUUACACAAUCUGCCUGUUAGAGAGAAAAUGUGUUUGUGGGAGGUUCCAAGUUGAUGAAUUGCCAUACCCACAUGCUUGGGCUGUAUUGAAGAGCAAGUUUCUAAUGCCAGAAGAAUAUUGCUCUAACUAUUACAAACCAAAUACAAUUGUAAUGACAUAUGAUUUGCCAGUGUACCCGCUACCGGACAGAAAUGACUGGAAUAUACCAGAACAUAUUGCAGAGGAGGUUGUACUACCACCCAAAUAG
Molecule: messenger RNA, 354 nt
Organism: Nicotiana tabacum (common tobacco)
Lineage: Eukaryota; Viridiplantae; Streptophyta; Magnoliopsida; Solanales; Solanaceae
Source: RefSeq, a predicted model, not a curated record